AUGUUCCAUGUUCGCCGCGCCGGAGCCAAGGGGCUCGGCGUCUUCGCAUCGCGACACAUCCCCCGCGGCACGCGCCUCCUCGCAGAGCCGCCCCUGCUGAGCAUCACAAGGGGCCAGCCCGACGUCCUCAGGGCGGCGUCUCUCCUCAGCAACGACAAUGUCGCCAGGCUGCUGCAGCUCUCGACCAACGACAGCCGCAGGGCACGGCAAGCGAGUCUCGCCCUGAGCCUGCUGCCGACUCUGAGCAACAUUCUCACACGCAAAAAGGCAUCCCUGGCCAGCAACCGCCGCGUCCUCAAUGUCUUCUACAACAACAACUUUGCAAUCGGCGACGAGGCCGGCACCCGUGCGCUGUUCCCGACAGUCGCGCGGCUCAACCACUCGUGCAUCCCCAGCGCCCAGGGUAACUUCAACGCCACCUGGGGGCACUUCACCAUCCAUUCCCUGAGGGACAUCCCCGCCGACGAGGAAAUCACAAUUUCGUAUCUGCACGACGAGAUGGCGCCCCGGGCGGCGCGGCAGGCCAGUCUGAAAGCCGGCUAUGGGUUCGAAUGCGGGUGUCCCAUCUGUGCCGCGAGUGAUGCUCGCACAGCAAGCGAUGCGCGGAGGGCGCAGCACCACAAGCUGCUCCGGGAAUACCACUCCCACGCUGCCAGGUCCUCGCAGCAGCAGCCUGGCAGCACAGAGCUGGCCUCGGCCCCGAGCACGCUGCUCGCCAUGGUGCGCCGACUGACCGAGGCGUACGAGGCCGAGGGCCUUGCUGGUCGCGAGACAGCAUCGCUGUACUCGCUUGCCGCACGGCAUGCGAUGGCCAUGGGCGACAAAGAGCUCGCGCAGAGAAUGGGGAAAAAGGCGUUGGAUCUGGAGCGAGAUGCUGUGGGCGAGGACAGCCCGUUCUUCCACACGGCGCGGGAAGCCUUGGAGCGCUUGGAUUUCGCGCCACCAGCCGUUGUGCCGGCCAAGGCGCGGGGGGAAGGGGAGGAGGACGAGGCUCUGUCAUAUGCACCUUGGACGUGA
Messenger RNA from Microdochium trichocladiopsis, 1017 nucleotides. RefSeq lists its product as uncharacterized. The transcript has a single exon. The coding region runs from base 1 to 1017 and encodes 338 amino acids. Lineage: Eukaryota; Fungi; Ascomycota; Sordariomycetes; Xylariales; Microdochiaceae. The record is from RefSeq and is a predicted model, not a curated record. Gene Ontology annotation, molecular function: protein binding.